Molecule: messenger RNA, 909 nt
Organism: Symbiodinium natans
Lineage: Eukaryota; Dinophyceae; Suessiales; Symbiodiniaceae
Source: the annotation of a GenBank genome assembly
AUGGGGUCGAGCAGUUCUGCUCCAAGACAGGAAGCGAGGGCACCGCAGCCGGCGCCUGCCCAGCUGUCGCUACCCAUUCAGAACCGACGGACCCGCGCUGUCACGCUGAGCGUAGAGCCUCGAGAAGGUGCAGCUGAGGUGGCUGAGGUGGGCCGUGGCAGCGGUGUGUGCCUGCCGAUCAAGAACCGCCGCACUCGCGGUGUCAUCUUGGAGGCAGCUGAGUUCAAUCCGGACAGAUUGGCUCCGCCUGGUUUAAAUAUUGGCAGGAGCCAAGAUUCUGGGACCGGCGACAUGACACGACGAGCAGUUCACAACCCUGUUGGAUAUGCUUUCGCUCCUGACUCCCCCUCUGCAUUGGUACCUAGACUACCAAGUUCUCCAGCAGACACUUCAUCUGCGAGAACGUCUUCUGUUCCAAUUUCGCCAUCGGUAAUGUCGCGCAACUCGAGGGUGCACUUUGCUGCGUCUCCUGCUUCGGUGGUAGAGAUCACUCCGUACAGUUGGACGUCACGCUCCUCAGCGUUUUCUCCGACGUCGCCAACGUUCGCUGCAGACUCUUCACCGACAUCACUCAAUGCCCCGCAGACCAGCCAAGGCGUCUACGGCGGAACCUUGCAGCAUGCGCAGCAAGCGCAGCAUGUGCAGCAUGCGCAGCUUGCGCAGCAUGCGCCUCAUGCGCAGCAUGCUGUGGUUAUUCCUGCAGUGCAGUAUGUGCAGCACUAUGCCUGGACAGCGCCGUCAGUGGCGCCCUCGGUGGCGGCUUCGGCGCCGGUUCCAGCGCUGCCAGUCGUGUCUGCACCACCUUUGCCUCUGGCAAGCGCGGUGCCCGCAAACAUUGCCGUGUCUUUGCCCAUAUCUUUGCCAAAGCCAGUUGCACCACCUGCUGCAGCUGCGUGGCGUCAUGGAUAG